Lodderomyces parapsilosis is the source of this 2985-nucleotide messenger RNA. RefSeq names its product ssDNA endodeoxyribonuclease (gene RAD2). Gene Ontology annotation, molecular function: single-stranded DNA binding; DNA endonuclease activity. Gene Ontology annotation, biological process: nucleotide-excision repair. The transcript has a single exon. Gene Ontology annotation, cellular component: nucleus. NCBI's taxonomy places the organism in Eukaryota, Fungi, Ascomycota, Pichiomycetes, Serinales, Debaryomycetaceae. Bases 1 to 2985 code for a protein of 994 amino acids. The record is from RefSeq and is a predicted model, not a curated record.
AUGGGUGUUCAAUCAUUAUGGGACAUAGUGGGACCUCUGGCGAGACCUGUAAGAUUAGAAGCCUUAUCACGGAAGAAGUUAGCGGUUGACGCGUCGAUAUGGAUAUAUCAAUUCUUAAAAGCAGUACGUGACAAGGAAGGCAAUGCUUUGCCACAAUCUCAUAUUGUCGGUUUUUUCAGACGAAUAUGUAAACUACUAUAUUUUGGAAUCCAACCGAUAUUCGUAUUUGAUGGAGGUGUGCCUGUUUUAAAGAGACAAACUAUAAAUGAGAGAAAGAAUCGAAGACAGCAAAACUCCGAAUCAACUCGCCAAGCUGCUCAAAAAUUGUUAGCAAUCCAACUACAACGACAAGCAGAAGAAUCGGUUGGUAAACGACAAGGUGAGAAAGCUCCAGCAGCAGCUAUUGACGAUGACGAUGUGAUAUAUUUCGACGAUCUACCGAUGAACAAGGUGGUAGUGGAGGACGAAAAACCACCAAAGCAACCUAAAUCCAUCAAGUUCAGAAAAGUUGAUGAAUAUCAUCUUCCAGAUUUGAAUGAGUUUAGGGUGUCCAGAUAUGAUCAGAGGAUUAUGCCCGAUGACGAUAUUAACGACAAAGCAUGGGAUGAUUUUGAUCAUGUGGAUGGAAUUAACAUAAAUGAAGUUGACCCCAAAUCCAAAGAAUUCGCCAAUUUGCCCAUCGCCACGCAGUAUAUGAUAUUGAAUCACCUACGGCUAAAGUCCAGGUUGAGAAUGGGCUAUAGGAAGGAGCAGUUGCAAGAGUUGUUCCCCAAUCUGAUGGACUUUUCCAAAUUUCAGAUCCAACAAGUUCAAAAGCGAAAUUUUUAUACACAGAAGCUUAUGAAUGUGACUGGAAUGAAUGACGAGGAUACUAUCGACAGAAGAGUUGCCGGUGAGAGGAAUAAGAAGUACGCCUUGGUUAAAAACGAAGAUGGCUGGACGUUGUCCCUUGAUGGAGGCGGAACAUCAGCGGAGAACCCAAUACAAUUGGAUAAGGAUGGACCUGAGCCCAUAGAUCAACGCCUCAACAACAAAGAUAAUGACCAGAGCGAUGAUAGUGAUCUGGACUUUGAAGAUGUAAUGUUGAUGGAAGAGAAAGAAAUAGAAGAAGAUAGAAUGACACAGGAGGCGUUGAUCAAAUCAAUUUAUGAACAGUAUGAGAAACCAGAACCAAAAAGCUCUAUUGAGGAUCAUAAAGCUGACUCUUAUGAGGAGCAACUAAAGAAGGAAGUCGAAGAAAGCAAACAAGACUAUUUCAAUUUGAAGGAGAGGGAGGCAAAAGAAGUGGUAAAGCAGCAUACGAAUGAAAACGGUUUCGACUUGCAGUCUUCCGUGUUGUUUUCAGACACGACGAAUGCUGCGAAACCCUUUUUGAGCGUACCACAAAACAAGCGACAAAAGGUAUCCACUUCAAACAACGAUUUGCAGAGCUCCCUCUUGUUCGACUCGCAGAACCACAUGACCGGCAAGAUUAAUUUAAAAGCAGACAACAAUGACAACCAUCCUAUGGGUAAUGAAGUGGAAAAGGAUGAGGGCCUCACUGUAAAUACCGAAUCCAUAAAAGCUUCAUUGAAGGCGGAUGACAAGAGACUGAGGCUUGACGAAUCGCUCCUCAGUGAUGAUAGCGACUUUCCAGAGGAAGCAGAGGAAGAAAAUGUAGUGUCGUUGAAAAGGUUAGACUCUUUCACCGAGGGACAAAGAAGAUUGCCCGACUGGUUCCAAAACGAAGUCACUAAAACAUUAAACCCACAUAAUGAAAAGUUUGUUCCCAGUACAGGUUUUGAAAACGAAAACCAUGAUGAAGAUGAGGAGGCAGGUUUGAUUCCUUGGUACGAAGCGAAAGAGAUUUUUGAAAAGAACGAAGAGAGUGAUUCAAACGGUGAGGUCAUAGAGAUUUCUUCAAAUCACGAAAAUUAUGUUACACUUGAAAGCAAAAUCGAGAAAGAGGAGCCCAGCCGCGAACAAGAGCAAAGACGACCAGCUGUAAUAGACUAUAAUUUUGAAGAAGAAGAUGAAGAUAUAUUGGUACAGCAAUUGCAAAACGAAGAAGUAGAUCAUGAAAACUUAAAGAGCCAAAUCAAGAUGACACACGCUAUACCAAUUUCAUCAAGGGACACGAGAAUCACCGAAGAACAAUUAUUACAAGAAAAGCUUCAUAAAGCCAAGAGGGACUCUGACGAGGUGACGGAAAACAUGAUUGGUGAUGUGCAAGAGUUGUUAAAGAGGUUUGGAAUCCCAUACAUUACUGCCCCUAUGGAAGCAGAAGCACAAUGCGCUGAACUUUACAAAAUAGGGUUGGUUGAUGGCAUCAUUACCGAUGAUAGUGAUUGUUUCCUUUUUGGUGGUGACAGAAUAUACAAAAACAUGUUUAGCCAGAAACAAUUUGUGGAGUGUUAUUUGAAAAACGAUAUUGAAGAUAAGAUUGGGUUGAGUCGAGAAAAUCUAAUUGAGUUGGCGAUUUUGUUGGGGAGUGAUUACACGGAAGGGAUUAAAGGGAUUGGUCCUGUUUUAGCCGUGGAAAUACUCGCCGAAUUUGGCAGCCUUCAAGGAUUUAAAAAGUGGUUUGAUGAGAAAACAAAAACCACCAAGUUGGAUCAAGGGGUACUAACACCAUUACAGAAAAAUCUCACCAAUCGUAUAAAAAAUGGAAAGCUAUUUCUUCCAGACAAUUUCCCAGACAAAGUAAUUUUCGAAGCAUAUCAACAUCCUGAAGUAGAUUCCGAUAAAAGUGAGUUUAAAUGGGGGAUACCGAACUUGGAUCAGAUUAGGUCUUUCUUAAUGUUCAAUGUCAACUGGUCCCAAGAAAGGGUUGACGAGGUGAUGGUGCCAUUGAUUAGAGAUUUGAACAAGAAGAGAGCCGAAGGUACACAAUCAACUAUUGGUGAAUUCUUUUCCCAAGAGUACGUACAGACACGAAAGGAAUUGAAUACGGGGAAGAGAUUAAAAGCGGCCGCAAGUAAGUUGAGUAAAAGAAAAAAGAAGUAA